UCUGGGUGGGUGAGCGAGCGAGGGCGAGUGCGGGCCGCGGUGCGCUGUGGGAUACUGGCGGUAUAUAGUCUAUCCUCGGUGCGGCGUUAGCUAAGGGGGCCAGGCAGGAGCGGGGUAUGAAGAUGGCGGACGCCAAGCAGAAGCGGAACGAGCAGCUGAAGCGCUGGAUCGGCUCCGAGACCGACCUGGAGCCACCCGUGGUCAAGCGCAAAAAGACCAAGGUGAAGUUCGACGACGGCGCCGUCUUCCUGGCCGCCUGCUCCAGCGGGGACACCGAGGAGGUGCUGCGGCUGCUGGAGCGGGGCGCCGACAUCAACUACGCCAAUGUGGACGGGCUCACCGCGCUCCACCAGGCUUGUAUAGAUGAUAACGUAGAUAUGGUGAAAUUUCUGGUGGAAAAUGGAGCAAAUAUUAAUCAACCAGAUAAUGAAGGCUGGAUACCUCUACAUGCAGCUGCUUCCUGUGGAUAUCUUGAUAUAGCAGAGUAUUUAAUUAGUCAAGGAGCACAUGUAGGAGCUGUAAAUAGUGAAGGAGACACUCCAUUAGAUAUUGCUGAAGAAGAGGCAAUGGAAGAGCUGCUUCAGAAUGAAGUAAAUAGACAAGGGGUUGAUAUAGAGGCAGCUCGAAAAGAAGAAGAACGAAUAAUGCUACGAGAUGCAAGACAAUGGCUCAACAGUGGCCAUAUAAAUGAUGUCAGACAUGCAAAAUCUGGUGGUACAGCACUUCAUGUAGCUGCUGCUAAGGGCUAUACAGAAGUCUUAAAGCUUUUAAUACAGGCUCACUACGAUGUAAAUAUUAAAGAUUAUGAUGGCUGGACACCACUUCAUGCUGCUGCUCACUGGGGUAAAGAAGAAGCAUGUCGCAUUUUAGUGGAAAACCUAUGUGAUAUGGAGGCUGUCAACAAAGUGGGGCAGACAGCGUUUGAUGUGGCAGAUGAAGAUAUUCUAGGAUAUUUAGAAGAAUUACAAAAGAAGCAGAAUCUGCUUCAUAGUGAAAAACGGGAAAAGAAAUCUCCCUUAAUUGAAUCCACAGCCAACAUGGAUAAUAAUCAGACACAGAAAACAUUCAAAAAUAAGGAGACAUUGAUUAUGGAGCAAGAAAAGAAUGCAUCUAGUAUAGAGUCUCUGGAGCAAGAAAAAGCAGAUGAGGAAGAAGAGGGAAAGAAGGAUGAAUCCAGUUGUUCUAGUGAAGAGGAAGAGGAUGACGACUCAGAGUCCGAAGCAGAGACGGAUAAGACCAAAACCUUGGCAGCUGUAACUAAUAACGCAAAUACCACAAGUACACAAUCGGCAUCGGUAGCUGUGACAGCACCUUCAGUAGCCGGUGGCCAAGGGGCACCUACAUCACCUGUUAAGAAGUAUGAUUUCAUUCCUCCUAUCAUGCCUGUCAUGGAGUCAGUAGAUCCUGCAUCAUGGAGGCAGGGCUUGCGCAAAACUGGCAUUGUUCUUGUGCCCAAUAAGGGUGAAAAAACUAUGUUUCCAACAUCUACAACCAAGGUUUCUCCCAAAGAUGAAGAGAGGAAAGAUGAAUCUCCUGCUUCGUGGAGGUUAGGUCUUAGAAAAACUGGUAGUUAUGGUGCACUUGCAGAGAUUACUGCUUCCAAAGAAGCUCAGAAAGAAAAGGACUCUGCAGGUGUUAUGCGUUCUGCUUCAAGUCCUAGACUUUCCUCCUCAUUGGACAACAAAGAAAAGGAGAAAGAUGGAAAAGGAACUCGACUUGCAUAUGUUGCACCUACAAUACCAAGACGACUGGCCAGUACCUCUGACAUUGAUGAAAAAGAAAACAGGGACUCGUCUGCUAGCUCAAUACGUGGUGGUAGUUCCUACACCAGGAGAAAAUGGGAGGAAGAUGUCAAGAAAAACAGUUUGAAUGAAGGUCCUACAUCAUUAAACACAAGUUAUCAAAGAAGUGGCUCCUUUGGUAGAAGACAAGAUGAUUUGAUUAGUUCUAAUGUUCCAAGUACUGCAUCAACAGUUACCUCUUCUGCUGGUCUUCAGAAAACACUGCCUGCCAGCGCAAACACUACUACAAAGAGUACAACGGGUUCUACUUCAGCAGGUGUACAAAGCAGUACCUCAAAUCGUUUGUGGGCUGAGGAUAGUACUGAGAAAGAAAAGGACAGUGUUCCUACAGCAGUGACCGUUCCUGUUGCACCAUCUGUUGUAAAUGCUACAGCCACUACCACAGCCAUGACUACAGCUACUUCUGGCACUGUGUCCUCAACAUCAGAGGUCAGGGAGAGACGGAGAUCAUACCUCACUCCAGUACGGGAUGAAGAGUCAGAGUCCCAAAGAAAAGCUAGAUCCAGGCAAGCAAGACAGUCUAGAAGAUCUACACAGGGUGUAACACUGACAGAUCUUCAAGAAGCUGAAAAAACUAUAGGAAGAAGUCGUCCCACGCGAACCAGAGAACAGGAAAAUGAAGAAAAAGAAAAAGAAGAGAAAGAAAAGCAAGACAAAGAAAAACAAGAAGAAAAGAAAGAAUCCGAAACUAAAGAUGAUGAUUAUAGACAAAGAUAUUCCCGAACUGUUGAAGAGCCAUAUCAUCGCUAUAGACCAACUUCAACUUCAACUUCAUCAUCAUCCACCUCUUCGCUCUCCACCUCCACUAGCUCUCUUUCAACUUCAAGUCAACUAAACAGACCAAACAGCCUUAUAGGUAUAACUUCUGCCUAUUCUCGGAGUGGAACAAAGGAAAGUGAGAGAGAAGGGGGCAAAAAAGAGGAAGAAAAAGAAGAAGAUAAGUCACAGCCUAAGUCUAUAAGGGAAAGGCGGCGACCAAGAGAAAAACGACGAUCUACAGGAGUUUCUUUUUGGACUCACGAUAGUGAUGAAAAUGAACAGGAACAUCAGUCCGAUUCAGAAGAAGGAACAAAUAAGAAAGAAACUCAGAGUGAUAGCCUUUCAAGAUAUGAUACGGCAUCCCUCAGCGUGUCUUCAGGUGAUCGUUAUGAUUCAGCGCAGGGGCGAUCGGGAUCGCAGAGUUACCUUGAAGAUCGAAAACCGUACUGCAGUAGACUAGAAAAAGAAGAUAGCACUGAUUUUAAGAAGCUUUAUGAACAGAUUCUAGCUGAAAAUGAAAAACUGAAAGCACAGUUACAUGAUACCAACAUGGAACUUACAGAUCUUAAGCUACAGUUGGAGAAGACCACUCAGGUUUGUAUUAAACAAAAAAGCCUGUACUUAGCUGACAAGGUAGAUAGCAAACUAGAAGCACCCCAGGAUAUGGGCUGCUCUUUGCUAGGCAUCAGCUUUGUUUCUUGUCCAAAGAUGGGAGUGAAGAAGAGUACCUCUCUGUUUCUAAAGAGAAAAGAGCACAGGAUUCUGGUCUUCAGCUGUGAACAAAAUAGACAAGAAAGAUUUGCUGACAGAUCACUCUUGGAAAUGGAGAAAAGGGAAAGAAGAGCUCUAGAAAGAAGGAUAUCUGAAAUGGAAGAGGAACUGAAAAACCUUCAACAAAUAAAGCAGAUUCAAUCUUUGAGACACAUAAAUGAGCGACUGGUGACUGAGAAUAGGGCCUUGACCCGAGUGGUUGCCAAGCUGUCAGGGUCCUGUAGGCAACUGCGCUCUGUGGACUUGUAAUUUCUUCCUUCUUUGUGUAGCCAGAUGCUACCAGACCUGAAGGCAGACAACCAGAGGCUAAAAGAUGAAAAUGGGGCCUUGAUCAGAGUUAUAAGCAAACUUUCCAAAUAAAGGGUUUACGACAGCAGCAAAUAACGGUAUUGCACAUCACUAGUAACUCCAGUGGACCACAGUAUGGCAGUCACUGGAAGUGUGGGAAGAUCCCUUGGAGACUGUCAUUUUCAGAUAUCCUGCCAAACGCCCUCUUACCUGUGUGUUUUUUUGUAUCAAGAUCAUUGUUUCUGUUAAAAUGCAGCUGCUGAGAAGAUAAAAUGACUGAGAAAUCUUGUUUACAGCUACAGCAUAAUAAGGAAAGUGUUCAAGGCCAGAUACGCCUCAGAUAUUUAACCAGUAAGCCUUAGUUGUACAUAAACACUUUUACAUCAUCAAAAGCUUUCAGCUCUCACAGAAGACAGUUACUCAAUAAUGUUUUUGUUGUGCCACAAUUCCCAGUUUUUUUCUAUACUCAGUUUUUCUUUAAAUCUUAAGUUUGGAUUUUUGUUCUCCCUUCUAAUUAUUCAUGUACCAGAUUUUCUUGUACAGUGUUUUCACAGCUUUACCAUUUGCAGAGACCACACGCCCUUUUAAAUUACAUAUUUGUGUAGCUACCUAGAGUUGUAUUGUCCAACCACCUGGAACAGAGAUGUUUGGUGGAACAUUUGCUUUCACUGUUUGUGCAAUAUGCAUUUAUUUCCUAUACAAAAUGCUUUAAAAGUCAGUUGAAACUAGAAAUAUUUUAAGAGUCCUGUUUUCUGCCUUUAUUGGUCACUUUAAAAAAAAAAAAAGUUUGUAGUGAAAGAUGUUAGAUCCUGUAAUCGUCACAUUCAUUUGAGCAGGUACUGAGUGAUGCUGUAUAUAUAAAUGUGUACUGGUUUGAUUUUUCAGACCACCACGUGGCAUGCUUGAAUAUAUUUCCCUAUUGCAAAUGUCUGUUAAUGCAAAUUAGGCUACUCCAGAAUAGUGUGUUUAACAAAGUUCAUUAAUUUUUAUGGUAUAAAGAAUUUAGACAUUGUACAUUGUAUGGAGCCCUAUCUUUACAAAAGGUCUAAACUAUAUAAAAUACUUUAUUAUCUUUUCCUCCCAUUUUUUUUUCAUUUGAUAGUGUUCACCAUAAUAAAAAAUUGCAUAAAUAUAACUGCUUCACUACAUUUCACAUACCUGUAUUUAUCUGAGUGCUGUCCAAAACUGUUGUGCUAGCCAAAGUAAUGUACUAAAUCAUUUGAAAAACAUAACCCAUUACACUCACAUUAAUGUUUAUAUGCACUGUUGUUGCCAUGUGAGAAGGCAUCCGAUUUGAUAACACCAUCCUGUCAGACCAUUUUAUACAUUUCAGUGGCCUUUAAAAACAAAACCAGUACUUAAGUGAAGAUCGCUUUUGUUAGAAACAGCUUUUAUAUUUUCACUAAACCAUUCAAAAUAUGACAUCCUAUUGGCACAUCGUUUCUUGCCUAAAACCACUGAACAGAUCAGCCAUUAAAACAAAUUGUACAUUGUAAAGCUUGUAGUAGCUAUUGUAUUAUUGAUUAUAUUGUAUACUAUACUAAAUGUGAAUUUGUACCCCUUCAUUUAAAAAGGUCAUUGUGUUCUACUGCCUACUUGGGGGGGGGGGAGUUUUACGGGGGUGGGAUAUGUUUCGGGAAGGAAGACAUGAUGUCCUCUCUCUGUUGAUUGGUUUUUUGAAGAUGUAAGGUUAUGCUCUUACUACCAAGCUCAGGAUUCUUGAUUUUAAAGGUACACAGAUAGUUUGAGGUAUCUUAUUGUAAUUGAUCUGUAUGAGAGGUGGGUCUGAACCGUAGGGACUUCCAUUGUCUUACGCUAACAUAAAAUAAAGAAUUGAAUGGCUGCAACGUAUUGAGUUCUGUUACAAAAGAGUUAGGCAUAUUCUGGAUUAUAUUUGGUAAAGUUUGGGUGCCUGUGAAUGAUUAAAUACGUGUUUCUAAUAUUUUAGUGUUUUAUAUUUAGGUUAUUUAUUCUUUAUAUCUAAAAAAUGAAUGGCUACUGUGCUAUAUUGAUUUUAUUGGUAGUACUGAGCAGACCUUGUAUCUGCAUGAAACUAGUUGCAAAACCCACUAUUUUGGAAAAAAAAAUGUAUUUUGACAUAUACAAAUAAAACGAAUACAAACUAUUUUAAAUGUGUGAAAGUUUUACUGAGAAGACAUUGAAAUUUGUUAUGAAUUUAAAGGAUGUUAUGUUUGCUAUUUAAAUUCUUCGGUGGGCAUUUUUCAUUCAUUGCAUUACUUGGAUGCAAAGUUCAAGUACCUUUCAAAGAUUGUAAUCAAAUUGUGAUUAUUUGCACAUCAUUGUACAUGCACAUCUGUAAAUGCAACAGUAAAAAUGCCAUAUUUAUGCAACCUGUAACAACUUGGACAAAUGUUUAUAUAUUUUACAUAAACCUGUCUGUGUGCAGA
This is a messenger RNA of Grus americana (Whooping crane), 6028 nucleotides long. RefSeq names its product protein phosphatase 1 regulatory subunit 12A (gene PPP1R12A). The transcript has 27 exons. Gene Ontology annotation, molecular function: enzyme inhibitor activity; phosphatase regulator activity; protein kinase binding. Gene Ontology annotation, cellular component: Z disc; A band; cytoplasm. NCBI's taxonomy places the organism in Eukaryota, Metazoa, Chordata, Aves, Gruiformes, Gruidae. Gene Ontology annotation, biological process: signal transduction. The record is from RefSeq and is a predicted model, not a curated record. Bases 117 to 3581 code for a protein of 1154 amino acids.